Messenger RNA from Linum tenue, 958 nucleotides. Lineage: Eukaryota; Viridiplantae; Streptophyta; Magnoliopsida; Malpighiales; Linaceae. The record is from the annotation of a GenBank genome assembly.
AUGGAAACCUGGGCAAGUCAACACUCCGGCCCCAGCGCCACACAAGAUUCAGGAACGCCUCGACUCGUGUGGCUUCUCGCCUCCGCUGUGGAGACAAUUGUCCAGCAGAACGAAAGGGUAAUCCUUCUUGCCAGGGGUUCGAGAAAGAAAGACGAAGUCACCAUCUUCCACGGAUCAAAAUCGCCAACACUGACCAUCAGGCAGUACCUGGAGCGCGUGUUCAAGUACGCGAAAUGCAGCACGUCUUGCUUCGUUGUUGCAUACAUCUACCUGGAGAGAUAUCUGCAGAGAAGAAGGGGCAAUCGGCUGACUCUACUGAACGUCCAUCGACUUCUGAUCACCAGCAUCCUGGUGGCCGCCAAGUUCAUGGAUGACGAGUGUUACAGCAAUGGCUACUAUGCGAAAGUGGGAGGAGUCAGCACAGCAGAAUUGAACAAAAUGGAGUUGGAGUUCUUGUUCCACCUGGAUUUCAGACUCAAUGUCACAGUGGAAUGUUACAGGAGCUACUGCUGUAGGUUAGAGAGGGAAAAAAGUGGAAGAAGAUAUUACAAGAUAGAACAGCCGUUUCAUCCCUAGAAAAGCUGAGAGCAGAGCAUUUGGCUGUGCUUUUGAACAAAUCAUCUUCUUAAAAACCCCUUGUGCACAUAACCAGCAACCACUGCUGUCCAUUUUGCACAAAACCAGCACGCAUUGCUGUCCAAGAAACAAUGUUUCUAGCACCCAUUAGACUGAACAAUUUCUGGUUCUGCAUACUGAUUAUAUCGCCAGCCUGGGCAUACAUGGAAACUAAAGAACUCUGUACAAAAACAUCUACAUCAAACCCACUUUUAACAAUGUUGCAGUGAACUUUAGUCCCUUCCCGUAGCGCAGAUGUACCUGCAGAUGACCUAAUCACAAAAGGGAAAGUAUAGUGGUCUGGUAGCAACCUACUAUAGUGCAUGCUUCUGUAAAGAAUUAU